AUGGGGGAAAGGUCCUCACCGGCUGCCCGCACACCUGCGAAAACCCCCUCGACGCUCAAGCGCCAACCAUCUUCGUCUGCCGGAACCCAAAAGACCAUAGUCCAGUUCUUUUCCAAGUCUGCAAAUGCCUCGCGCUCUACCCCCAAGCCCGUGGCUUCGGCCCCCGAUUCGUCCCCGUGCUUAAGGGAGUCGACCCGGAUAAACACCCUUCCUAGAGCCUGCCAACCUUCGAGCACGACCUCCGUGUUGAGCAGCGAUGCCAUUGAGCCCGCGAGCUCUCAGGAGAACAUGGCCGGAAAGACUCUCAGUGGACCGCCUCUGCCCUCCAGUCCGACUCGAAAGUCGAAGAAGCGAGUCAACUACGCCGAGCCUUCCGACGAUGAGGACGAUGAUCCUUUCGUCCGUCUCCGAGCAUCAAGCACCCGACGACGUACCAAGGCACCGGCUGCCAUUGUCGACGACGGCGACGACUAUGAAGACGUAGGGAGCAAUGGUGCUGCCGAUGAGGACGACGGUUGGUACCCUUCUUCAAGCCUCUCGAGACGAAGUCUAAUACUCCAUGCAGACAUGCUCGAUUUCAUCAUCAGCGACGAGUCGGAUGCACCUUCGCAGCCGAAGAAGCGCAAACGUCGUGAACCGGCAAAGGCAGCGCAGUCCCGAAAGAAAUCGAACGUCUCGUCUCCAAUCAAGGAAGAGCAGUAUGACGACGACGAACUUGAUGAGGCCAUGCAAGACAUUCCAAACACCUCGACAGCCCAACAGUGGCGCUACGACCCGGACAACACUGCUCCAGCCGCAUCUCGAACCGCCAUUGCCCCGACUAUCCGUCGACUUACCGAGCCCAAGGCCAAGGAGAAAGCGCACGUGAGGGAGCCAGAGGAUCGAUAUCCUUGGCUUGCUAACAUCGUUGACAUCAACAAGAAACCCCCGGGCGACCCAGACCACGAUCCAUCCACUGUCUACAUCCCGCCCAUGGCGUGGAACAAAUUCUCUCCUUUCGAGAAGCAGUACUGGGAGAUCAAGCAAAAGCUUUGGGACACCGUCGUGUUCUUCAAGAAGGGCAAGUUCUAUGAGCUUUACGAGAAUGAUGCCACCAUUGGACAUCAACUCUUCGACUUGAAGCUCACUGAUCGUGUCAACAUGCGUAUGGUUGGUGUUCCGGAGAGCUCUCUCGACAUGUGGGUGAACCAGUUCGUCGCCAAGGGUUACAAAGUCGCCCGGGUUGACCAGAUGGAGUCCGCGCUUGGCAAAGAAAUGAGAGAGAGGGAUGACACAGCGGCCAAAAGCAAGAAGGCAGACAAAAUCAUUCGCCGUGAGUUGGCCUGCAUCCUGACCGGUGGCACUCUUGUCGACGGGAGCAUGCUGCAGGACGACUUGGCUACGUACUGUGCCUCCAUCAAGGAAUCGACCAUCGACGGCAAGCCCGCAUUCGGUAUCACAUUUGUGGACUGCGCAACUGGCCAAUUUUUUAUCUCGGAGUUCGAGGAUGAUGUUGAUUUGACGAAAUUUGAGACUUUUGUCGCCCAGACCAGUCCGAGAGAGUUGAUCUUGGAAAAGUCCCGUAUCUCGAUAAAGGCACUUCGGAUCCUCAAGAACAACACGUCGCCCAUGACCAUCUGGAACUACCUCAAGUCGGGCAGCGAGUUUUGGGACGCAGACAUGAGUCGCCGGGAGCUAGACACCAGCGGUUAUUUUGUCAAAGACGAUGGCGGCGCGGAAGCCUGGCCCCAUGCACUGGCUCAAGCCAGAGACAAGAAUUUGCUCAUGGCUGCUCUUGGGGCUCUGGUUCAGUACCUCAGAAUGUUGAAAUUGGAGACCGAUCUCUUAUCUCAAGGUAACUUCGAAUGGUACACUCCCAUCCGGCGCAACGGUACACUUGUCCUGGACGGCCAGACUCUCAUCAACUUGGAGGUUUUCUCCAACACUGUGAAUGGCGGGCCCGAAGGCACGCUGUUCGCUCUUCUCAAUCGAUGCGUUACUCCCUUCGGCAAACGGCUGUUCCGCCAGUGGGUGUGCCAUCCUCUAUGCGACAUCAUGAGAAUCAAUGAGCGUCUGGAUGCGGUUGAUAUGCUCAACACCGACAGAGGCGUACGAGAGCAGUUUACGUCCCAGAUGACCAAGAUGCCGGAUCUGGAACGCCUCAUCUCUAGGAUACACGCUGCCUCGUGCAAGCCAGAAGACUUCGUGCGCGUUCUGGAAGGGUUCGAACAGAUUGAGUACACCAUGGGUCUUCUGGGUUCGUUUGGUGGCGGCAAUGGUCUUGUUGACCGACUUCUGUCUUCCAUGCCUAAUCUUAACGAUCCCUUGUCUUACUGGAAGACUGCUUUCGAUCGCAAGAAGGCCAAGGAUGAGAAGAUACUUAUCCCUCAACGGGGCAUAGAGGAAGAUUUCGACAACAGCCAAGACCGCAUCGAAGAGAUCAAGCAGGAGCUGCAGGCGGUUCUUGGAAGGAAGAAAGCCGAGUUGAAGUGCAAGACACUCAAGUUUACCGACGUGGGCAAGGAGAUCUACCAGGUCGAGGCCCCUAAGUCCGUCAAGGUGCCGAGCAACUGGCGGCAAAUGUCGGCAACUUCGAGUGUCAAGCGGUAUUACUUUGAAGAACUCACAGACUUGGUGCGCGAACUGCAAGAAGCGGAAGAAACUCACUCACAAAUCGUGAAGGAGGUCGCCGCACGAUUCUUCCGGCGAUUCGAUGCCGACUACGAGACGUGGUCGCAGUCCAUAAGGAUCAUAUCACAGCUUGACUGUCUCAUUAGUCUUGCCAAGGCGUCAUCGUCACUGGGUGAACCAAGCUGCCGCCCCCAUUUCGUCGAUCAAGAACGCAGUGUUGUCGAGUUCGAGGAGCUGCGCCAUCCCUGUAUGCUGAACGCAGUCGCUGAUUUCAUCCCCAACAAUGUCCAGCUCGGUGGCGGCUCUGCGAAGAUCAAUCUGCUGACGGGUGCCAAUGCCGCGGGCAAGUCAACCGUAUUACGAAUGUCUUGCAUUGCCGUCAUUAUGGCACAGAUUGGGUGCUAUAUUCCAGCAACAUCCGCCCGCCUCACCCCCGUCGACCGAAUCAUGUCACGAUUAGGAGCAAAUGACAACAUUUUCGCGUCUCAAUCAACCUUUUUUGUGGAGUUAUCGGAAACAAAGAAGAUCUUAUCAGAGGCCACGCCUCGAUCAUUGGUCAUCCUGGAUGAGUUGGGGCGUGGAACCAGCUCUUAUGAUGGCGUAGCCGUGGCGCAAGCUGUUUUGCAUCACAUUGCGACACACGUGGGUUGUGUAGGUUUCUUUGCCACCCACUAUCACUCGCUCGCAACAGAAUUCGAGAACCACCCGGAGGUUCAACCGCGCCGCAUGCAAAUCCACGUCGACGAGGAGCAACGGCGUGUCACAUUCCUUUACAGACUGGAGGAUGGUGUUGCCGAGGGCAGCUUCGGAAUGCACUGCGCAGCUAUGUGCGGCAUCUCCAGCCGUGUUAUUGAGCGUGCCGAGGUAGCAGCAAGGGAAUGGGAACACACGAGCAGGCUCAAGGAGAGCUUAGAGAAGGCUAAAUCGGGCUGUUAUAUCCCGCUUGGCAUUCUAAGCGACGUGUCGUCUCUACUUCAAGGUAGUGAUAUAGUAGGGAAAGAGGGCGUUAAAGUGUUACUUCAGGCUGUAGAGACGCUUUAG
Molecule: messenger RNA, 3651 nt
Organism: Colletotrichum higginsianum IMI 349063
Lineage: Eukaryota; Fungi; Ascomycota; Sordariomycetes; Glomerellales; Glomerellaceae
Product: MutS domain V
Exons: 4
Coding region: 1-3651 (1216 amino acids)
Biological process (GO): mismatch repair
Cellular component (GO): MutSalpha complex; nucleus
Molecular function (GO): ATP-dependent DNA damage sensor activity; ATP binding; mismatched DNA binding
Source: RefSeq, a predicted model, not a curated record